AUGGGAGCUGGCACUCUUUUAAAUGGAUUAGAAAAGGAAAACUUUCCAAAUAACAUCCAUUCAGAUUUGCCUGCGUAUCCUAACAUGGAUUCUCAAGAAGAUGGCAAUACUAGUAAGGAAAGUAAAAGAAAUAGUCCAGUAAAACAGAAGUCCCAAAAAGAUGAAGAAAAGUCAUCUAAAAUGGGGACUGCAAGCAACAUAUUCCAUGAAAAUAAAGAUAUACACGAAAGAUCUGAACACACGGACGAUUUUAAUGAUGGCUUAAAACUGGCUCCGGACUCUAGUCCAAGCUUGAAAGAGUGUCAAUUUAAAAAUUGGGAAAGUUUUUGGUGUAAUACAGAAGGUUACAAAACUAAACACAUGCAGCCCUUUCAUUUUACAAGCGGAUUAGAAGAAAUAAAGGAACCGGUCAUGGAAUUGAAUAUUUCCACUUCACCAUACAAGGGACAGAGGCCAAAUUCAGCUCCAACCGAGUAUUCAGCUGCCACAACAGCGUUUACCAAAACACAAUUAGAGGUGAGUUUUCUAAAAACCAACUUGCUUACAUACAUUAAAAAAGAGAUUGACAUUUGCUUGUCAAGUGUUCCAUUUUUUGACGACGCAGUUCAAAUGCAAAAGAAAUUCUUGGAAUACAGAGAUAUUGACUUGGAUGAAGAAUAUGAGCUCAAAAUUUUGGGGGAACUUUUGAAUGAUUUAAACUUCUUUCAUAUGCAAGAAAACUCUUUGCUAAAUAGAGAGCUAGCAGUUCGUAGAUUCUCCAAUCAACCUGAAAGUCAAAAUUUACCUUCCAUUAGGGAUUUUAGAAAUCCACUUUUGCCAAUAGAUAACCGCCCUUCUCCCCCAUUAGGAUUGAAAAGAAACGGAAAGUCUUUCGAGGAAACCUAUGAUUUCACGUCCAAUACAUCAAAUUUUUGGGGAGAAAAAGCAGAACUACAAAACUCCAUAACUGGUGGAACACCCUAUUUUUUCCACCCUAACAAUAUACAUCAAACAAAACCUUUUAUGUCAUUUGAAAAUCAAAAUGAACUUCUAUUCCAGAGAAAAAAUUCAGAUUACAAGCAGCAUUUUAACUCUGGAAGAAAUAUACAUAAUGGAGUGGAAUCGAAAUCUUACAGAGGUGUGGGGUUAAACGAUAGUUAUCAAAAGGGUUAUGCAGCAAUGACAAAGUCGUUUGGAAAUAUCGAUUUAAAUAGAAUGCCCAGAAGAAGUAAUGAAGAAAUGUAUAGCUGGUCACGUAAUUGA
Molecule: messenger RNA, 1242 nt
Organism: Saccharomyces cerevisiae S288C
Lineage: Eukaryota; Fungi; Ascomycota; Saccharomycetes; Saccharomycetales; Saccharomycetaceae
Gene: SPO74
Product: Spo74p
Exons: 1
Coding region: 1-1242 (413 amino acids)
Cellular component (GO): spindle pole body
Source: RefSeq, marked reviewed